UUAGCAACCGAAAACAGUUCUUCGUUUUCCUCACAUUCAGAUAUUUUUCAACUAUUCAAGAUGGUUCAAAGAGGUGCCACAGUAACUGCAACGAAAUUAGUAUUGGUGGUGGCUGCCAUUUCGGCGUCCUUGCCAGCUCUCGCAUCUGCUUCACCUGUGCGAGAUGGAACCUCGCCAGCUUCACCUUCAGUCGUCAUCGUCAAUGGAACCUCAGCCGAAAUCGGUUUCAUGGACAACGCCUUCAUCUACUGCAGGAUACAACUCCCACAUGCACAGGACUCCCUCCACCACUACAGGAUCGAAUGGCACAAUUCCUCAGAAGAAACAGUGCCCACCUGGAGUCAGGAUGCCCACGUGUACACACUUGGCAGUGGCAGUCAUGUGCCCCACUCGUACCUGGUGUUCCAGGACUUCACCAGCAGACUGUCUGGGGACUACUCCUGCAGCGUCAAGAGGAACGGCGUCGCCCUUUCCUCCCGUCGCAUUGCUGUCCGUUGAAGUCGCUCUGAAGGGAAAUUGUUUCGGAUUAUGAAUCUCAGAUUUUAGAUAGAAAUCUGUAUUUAAUGAAAUUAACUUAUUGCUAUUUAAUCUUGUUUUUAUCUGAAUAUUAUUUAUUGUUAUUUAUAGUAUACGCUCUUC
Macrobrachium nipponense is the source of this 639-nucleotide messenger RNA. RefSeq lists its product as uncharacterized. The transcript has a single exon. The record is from RefSeq and is a predicted model, not a curated record. The coding region runs from base 61 to 498 and encodes 145 amino acids. NCBI's taxonomy places the organism in Eukaryota, Metazoa, Arthropoda, Malacostraca, Decapoda, Palaemonidae.